This is a messenger RNA of Bactrocera oleae (olive fruit fly), 9621 nucleotides long. It is a transcript of the gene ssp6, whose product is annotated as short spindle 6. Gene Ontology annotation, molecular function: protein binding. Lineage: Eukaryota; Metazoa; Arthropoda; Insecta; Diptera; Tephritidae. The record is from RefSeq and is a predicted model, not a curated record.
UAGCCUAUGACUUCGGCCUGCGCAGAACAACGAGCGGAAAGUGCGAUAAAAAUUGUGUUAAAUUAAGAAAAAAUCUAUAAGCAUUUUCAAUAACAUCGGAAAUAUUUAUUAAAAAGCUAAAAAAUCUAUAGCGAAAAACUUGUAAAAAGGGGAAGCCGGAAAAUAUUAACAUUUGCAUAUUGAAUGAGUAAACCCAGUGGAGCGUGAGAAGUUUUUAUUUCUCGUCGCUGUUGCUUGACUUGUGUAUUUUUGUGCGUUUGUGCGGGCAGAUACAAACAUAAAUAUGUAUAUGCAUAUAUGCAUAUACAAUUAAAAUCUUCAAUACCAAUUAUAUAACAUUAGUGACGCGAAUUAAAUAAAGUACAUAAAAAAUAUCCGAAAUAUAGGUGAAGAAAUCCAAAUCUGUUUUACCAUAAGAGCAAGUACUAAUCAAUAGCAUAUCCCCAUACAUAUAUAUUGUGUAUCCAAGAAUAUAUGCAACUAAGUUAAUCCGGCGAUUUAUAUUUCAUAGUUUGGCCACAGUCAAAGUCUUAUAUACAAAAAGUAAAUAAAUAUGUAGCGGUUAUAUAGUGAAUAAAAGUGCAAUUGCCAAAUUUUAACUCAUUUAGAAUAAAGGAAAUAAUUAAUAAUUGAAUGCGAGUAUGGCCACGGUCAAUGCAAAUACUAUCAGUACCAGUUGCCAAAGCAUCGUCUCGGCUGGCGGCCCGAGCGCUGGCAGUUUGGGUACGAUUGUUAUUGGCGGCGAGACACCGGCCCAGCAACGUUCCACAACCCACUAUGUUAACGGUACUGGCAGUUUGGGCCGCCUCAAGUAUCACAAUAAGCACAAGAGUUUGGAUGCCAGUGAUGAGGAGCUCGACUAUUCACAGUUGUCACAAUCAACGCAUAUCAUUGGACGUGUUAGAUCGGAACGUUUUCUUGCAACGAAACCCGAUGAAGAUCGUCGUAGACGAACCAUUAUCAUUGAAAAGAAGAAUGACUCAUACGGCUUCACACUGCAGAGUUAUGGCAUACAUUAUAAGAAGGAUCAAGAAGUAGAAAUGAUUACAUACGUCGAUUAUGUGGAAUAUGAUGGACCGGCUUAUAAGGCUGGCAUGCGCGAAGGUGAUGUUAUACUCUCUAUAAACGGUAGUGAUAUGGAGAAAGCAGAUCAUAAGACAAUAGUCGAUUUUAUAAAGAGCUGUGAUACGCGAAUGCGUAUGGUUGUGCUUUUUGAAGACUGUGUGCGUAAGGUGGAUCUCCACAUGCGCUACAUACAAUUACAAAACUUACUGCACAGCAAAAUGAAUGAACUGGAACGAAUUUGUCUGCGAGAACGUGAACUACUAGAAGGCAAAUGGAAGACACAUAGCUUACCGGCGCGCAAAAAAGCCACCACGUCACCGACUGACGCCGAAAGCGGUACCUCGCCAACAGAUGGUGAAAAUUUACCAUACUAUCGUCCCGCACUUUCCACCGAAGAUGUUCCCAGCAUGGCAAGAUUUCAGUCACAACAGCAGGCCAUCAUACCGCCACCAGCACAAUUUACGCUCACCUAUCAUUACUUGGAUCCGACCUAUCGUUAUGUAAUGAAACCGGUCACAUCCAAUAGCAGCGGCGAACAUUUAGCUAGCUCCAGCGGUGGUGCUGAUGGUAUACAGCGUAGUCCAAGUGAUCAGCACUUCAUUUUACGUCAUACAGAAUCGCUUGACACGGCCACAGGCUUAGCAAACCUUUCGCAUCGUAGCAUCUUGAGUCAGCCACAGAGCGGAGCCAGUGCACAAGCACCAGUACCGCCACCGCGUACUUGUGAAAAACAUAAACCACCAAAUAAACAGCACUCAGUGGAACAACAGCAUUACCAACAAAAACAGCAGCACCAACAUCAACAAACCACAACGCCGAUUAUGGCACAAAAGACACACAAAUCCGCAAAACAUUGCUAUGGUCAUUCAUGCAAUCCCUGUAUCGGUCACUUUCGGUGGAAAUCGGCCGAAAAAGCAGCAGCUGCCGCGGCUGCAAUGGGUGGUGCUGGCGGUAUGACCGUCACUGGUGGAAAUGGAAAUGGUAAUGGAGACAAUAUCAGUUUAGAUGCGUAUGAUCUGGCAAGUCCGUGCUGUGAUGCGCAUUGCGUGCCAACGCGACGUCGUACACGUCAUAAGGAACACACACACAAACAUAAACAUCGUGAUCGUGAGCGUGAUUCCAAGGAACGUCAACCUAGGCCUAAGUCGCAGACUUCACACACCUCACCCGGUGUCACGCGUCAUCAUAUGCAUCAUCAUCACCAUCAUAACACACAGGACAUGUUGCAACAGCAACCACAGCAACAGCAGCUACAACAACAGCAGCAGCAACAUCAUCACCAUCAUCAUCUUUCACCACAACAACAACAGCAACAUCAACAUCUGAAACAGUCACAGCCACAACCACACGGUAAUUGCGAUUCUCACAAUGGCAGUAUGCGUUCCCGUUAUUAUGAUUUGACCACCGGUCUAAUGAGCCACUGCAGUCUGCAUUCUUGUACUUCGAGUGAAUUCGCGCCGGCGGACUCUACGUCUUACACCACGUCGCUGAGUACGGACACUUUGUAUUGGGACCCAAAGAGUGAGCACUCAGCAUCACGACAACACUCCACCAAAUCUCGCCAGUCUUACCAACAACACGCGCAACAACAUGCACAACAGUCACAACAACAGUCGCAAUCACAACACCAUCAACAGCAACAACAACCGACGGCGCACGUGCACGGCGUCUAUCAGCAACGUUAUCACAUUACUGCCACCCAAGUGCAACCUUCGCAGAUCUAUCCACAAGCCACUUACGUGCAAAAACCGAAGUCAUGGGAUAAUCUGACAACCAAAGCGGUAGGCGGUUAUGGCAUUGGUUAUGGCUACUUGGACACAGUGACCGUAAAACCAGCUAUGAAACUACAAAUCGCACAACAACGUCAUUCCAUACCACGUAAAAAUCCCUAUGGUCGCUAUUCCACUUACACUGAUGUCGAAAACUAUGCGCCACCGCCAUCACAAUUUGUCGAAGAACUUAUUACGACAACGACAACAACGAAGAUUAUGGCUAAAUCAACGGAAGAACUGAUUGCAGCACCGGUGCCGCAAACAACUUGUGAUUGUAUGACGAAGCAGCAGCAACAAGCUCUCAAAGCGGCCCAAUAUCAAAUUAAUCAGGCGGCAAAAGUUUCGCAUCAUAACAACUGUCAAAUGGGCUACUAUUCACAUUUACCACGCCCGACAUUGGACGCGGGCACUUCCACAGUGCAGACGACAACAACUGGUGUUUCGGGUGAUGUGGCGACGGUAUCCGAAGUGACACGAUUGUAGGCAACGCUCGUUUAGACCAAUCAAAUAGGAAAGCGAAAAUUGGUCUAAAUUAGAAUUGAUGACAUUGGAAAGCGUGAGCUAGUAGAUAGGAGGAACGGGGAUACAAAAGGUAUAUGCAGUAAAAAUCGGAGACACUAAACUUGGGAAGUUAUACAAGAUUUUCAAACGAAACUCUAGAGUUUUGGUUUAGGGCUAUGGACUUAAUAUCACCACAAGUUGGUAGGUUGUUUAAAAUUUUUCUCUCGGCAAGUGACCGAGUGAAAUUCCGAUAAUCGUCGGUAUAAAAAGGGACUAAAAAAUUAACUGCAGCUCGCAAGUAAAUUAAGUUGCUUACAACACUAUACCAAAUUUGUUGCUUAACAUCGCACUUAUUUAAGAUUUCAACUCAAAAUUUAGCACAGCUAAGUUACACAGAAGGAACCGUAAAUGCUUAUACUUCAAGCUGCUGUGAGUCAUUUGGUAAUAGUCAUGCCAUAAGUGCGCUCUAAGGAUUAUACGAUAAGGGAGCAUUUCGAUAGAACUAUAGAAAUUCAUGAAAUAAUCGUAUAAAAUAUUCUUUAGGAAAACCGAAAUGUAUGUAUCAAAUACCGCUGAGAUAUAAAAACUGUGCUGAGAAUUUUAUAUAAUAAACCAGUAGUACAUCAGUUCAGUUAGGAAUUAGGUUAGAUUAGAAUGCCAAAUCGUAAUUUUGAAAGAUAUAGAAACAGCUGAUUUUAAAAAUAAACUGCCUUGGUUGGGUAUAUUCCCACUAUGAAGAUUAUGCCAAAUUCCAUCUCGUACAAAGUUUUCUGCAUACUUACUGAAGGAAAAUUAUGUUUGAAGAAGGGUUUAAAAAGAAAAGUAAAAUGGGAAGUUAUGGCUAUGUUCAUUUCUAGUAACAUAUAUAAUCUAAGACAUUAAAAUCUUUAAUGAGACAAAAGAAACUAUAUAACGUACAGCCAAAUAUAUUGAUAUAUUAUAUUGCACAAUAUACUGAACUUUUACUCAUCCAUUACAUACAACGAUAUUAAAAGAAAACGAAACGUUACACGAGCCAGUUUUUAAGCAUUUUUAAACGACACUCUCGAACAAAUUUUUAGAAUGUAAAAAAAGACUCGAAAAGUAAACGAUGCAAUAACAAAUUUGUAGGAGUUUAUAUGUAUAUGCAUAUAGUGUUUAUGUAUGCCUGUAUAGAGUAGAGCCGUGCGCAGUUUUUUAAACCAACCAAAAAAAAAAAAUAAUAAUAAAAAUAGAGUUCCGAAACAGUUACUUUAAAGUUCAAACAGCCAAAUUAAAGAUAUAUGCCAUAAAAAAAAAAAACGAUUUCGUUUAUACAGUGAAGAAAAAAUAAUUUUUAUAGUUUUUUUAAAUCAUGGUAACUUAACUAUAUUUACAUACAUACUUAUGAAAUGUUAUAAAUAGUGCUCAUAUAUAACCAAAGAUAUAUUAAAUUUUAACGUAGAAAAACAAGAGUAACGAUAUAAGCUUGCACUAAACUGUGAAUAUGUUUUAAGUUUCAAAAACCAAAAAAUGUAUGUACAAUUUAAAUUAAUUUAAAAUAUCCCCUAUAUAUGUAUAUAUUUUAGCUCAUUAUAUUUUUUAUUGAAGACUGAAUUGCAUGCCCACCUUUAGGUAUAUGCCAGCUAAGCUUAGCAAUUUAGUUGCAACAAAUUUCACAAGAUUUAACGGAAUAAUUAAAGGCAAAUAAUUUUAUUUAAAUAAAUUGUGAUAUUACAUAGCACAUACUUAAAUAUUGUAUAACAUACUUGUAAAGUCUCUAUGACUAUGUGGCCAUAAAGGCGACAUGUUUUUCAUCUUAUGUCUGUAGCCGCAAUUUUUGCAUUUAGUUAACAAUAUUUAACAAGCACAAAAAUAUUUAUAAAACUAAGGAAUGAACAAAAUAUAUAAACACGCAUAUACUUACACAUAUGUUACGUAUGUACGUUCAUACAUACAAAGCGUAAGUUACGUAAUUAAAGCGCAUAUAUAAUAAUACUUUACAUUUUUUAUGAGUCACACAUCAUAGCUGUGAAGUACUUAUAUACAUACAGUAAAGAAUACAUAUGUGUUUAAAAUGAAUAAGUUGCUAAUAAUAAAUUCUGUUAAAUACAGGAAAAAAAUUUAUUCGUGUUUAGGAGCUAAAUAUCGCUAAUAUGUAUUUUUUUCAAAUCACUAUUGUACGAGUUGAAAAGAUAAGGAAACUGUUAAAAGAACCAAUAGAAAUAAUCUCUAGGAAAACUAAUGUAAAGACUAAUAACUAGAAGCUCUAUUAAGGAUUUGAUCGGAGACAUGUUGGUUUACGACAUCACCCGUCCAUGCGCUGACUACUCACUUUAUUUCAUAUCUAUAUGAGCGCGUUUUCCCAAAAGAAGUGGCACAAUUCUGACAACACUACAAAAGAUAUUUAAAAUCUGUAAUUUGUUGCUAAUUCACAAAACAACUAACUAUGUUUUGGCAGGAGCUUUUUUGGAAAAUAUAUAUUUUUUUAAUUUUUGCAGUUUUUUAUACUCUUGCAAAAUGUUUUGCCACAGAGUAUAAUAGGUAACUUAACCUACUCCCAACUCAAGACUCUCCCACGGAACCACCUGAUUAAGUAUUAUUUCGUGGGAGUGAUAAGACAUUUAAGUCUCCUCUAUAGUACGGACUGACGGACGUCUUUCCAUAUGGCUUAGUUUUGUCAUGAUUGAGGCUGCCGCUUCGCUGACAGCUUUGUAAUUCUCACUGGACUGACACAUAAGUGUCGUCAAGUUUUCCACCAUAAAACUACCACCGAGUGAAGUUUUAAGUUUUUCCCUUGUACUCGAAAAGCGAGGGCAAUAAAAGAAUACAUGCUCAGAGUCUUCUAUGCACUCUGUACACAUCGGACAGUUCGGACUAACAUCAAGAUGGAAUCUAUACAGGUAGCUUCUAAAGCACCCAUGUCCACUUAGUAUUUGGGCAAGGUGGAAAUCCAGGUCCCAUGUCGUCUGUCUAUCCACGGGUGGAUUUCCGGUAUAAGUCUGUGGGUCCACCGUCCUUUGAGCGAGAUUUGCCACCGCUGCUGCCAUAUUGAUAAGCUUUUGACUCUCUCUGCUCUUUUGGCUCCUAUAGACGACUCUGGUAACUUGUUUACUGGCUCGAAUUCGUCACCCUGGUUAUCAAUGGCAUCAUCAUACUGGCUAUUACUUCCGCAGCCUCGCUGGAUAUCGUUCGGAAAGCACUGAUUACUCUUAGUGCCGACAGCUUUAACGUUUAACGCCUGGAUCCAUAUUGGGGCCGCAUAUAAUACAACCGAUCUCAUUACCUUUGCGAGUAAAAAUCGCCGGCUGGAACGUAUGCAGCCUUUAUUUCCCAUCAUUCUUGAUAAGGCGUUGAGGAUUUUGCUUGCUUUACUAGAGGUGUAUUCUAAGUGCUCCUUAAAUUUAAGCUUUGAGUCUAUUAUUACUCCCAGAUACUUUAGUUGUGGCUGUGAUUGAAUCUCACACUCCCCUAUAGUGAGAGAUAUUCGUUCCUCCACUUUCCUAGUACUUACUAGCAAGACUUCUGUCUUGUGCUCAGCCAGAACUAAACUCCUUGAGGAGAACCAUUGCCGCAGACUAUUGACGCAUUCAUUGCAUUUGCUCCGGAGGUCAUCUAGCUGUUUAGCCACUGCUACCACUAUAAGAUCAUCUGCGUAUGCGAUUAAUUUCACGGAUACUGGUUGGUUUAUUCUUAGCACCCUAUCAUACAUCACGUUCCAUAGAAGUACCAUAGUACCGAGCCUUGCGGUACUAAACUCGAAAUAGCGUAGCUCUUGGUGCCUUCAUCAGUGUCAAAUAUUAGUUGCCUGUUUUCAAAAUAACUUAUAAUAAUGUUUACAAGAUAUUGAGAGCGCGUAUUUCAUACAGAGCCUUGAGUACAAUAGGUAUGUUCACCUAAGGGUUGUUUGUAUCACCUAAGAGUAAUCGAGGUUAUAUAUAACAUAUACAUAUAUACGGUGUACUGGUAUGAACUGAGUGCUAAGAUACAAAUGUGUUGGUAGGGAACAGUUUGGUUGGCAUGACAUCUGUCAAACAUAUUCAAUAACCUUACAGUCAUUGAAUAAACAACAUCAAAUUUUGAUUUGCGGUAAGCAUAAAUUUUUUGUUUCCAUUUGAAGAAAAGUGCUGCAGAGUCGCAUCGAAUGCUUGUCGAGGCAUAUGGUGAUCAUGCUCUGUCAGAAUCAACCUGCAAAAGAUGGUUUCAACUGUUCAGAGAUAAUGAUUUUGAUGUGAGAAAUGAAGAACGUGGAAGACCACCAAAAAAGUUUGCAAACGCCGAACUGCCAGCAAUAUUGGAUGAAGAUGACACACACAUGAAUUGAAUGAAAGACAAACGGAAAAUCGAAAAAACACUUGUGAAAUUUUGCUUCAAAGACACGAAAGAAAAUCAGUUUUUCGUCGAAUUGUCACUGGCGAUGAAAAAUGGAUUUAUUUUAAGAAUAUUAAACGGAGAAAAUCAUUGGUUAAUCCGGCACAACCAUCAACAUCGACUGCAAAAACAGAUCGAUUCGACAAGAAUACACCUGUACUUAAAGCAAAAUCGGUUCAGGAUACAAUCAAAGUACUUGGAAGCUGCUACCCCAACCGUCGUUUGCACCAGGCUUGGCAAUUUCCGACUACCAUUUGUUUUCAUCGAUGGGACACGCAUUGGUGGAGCAGCACUUCGAUUCCUACGCAGAAGUCGAAAAUUAGGUGUCUGAUUGGUUUGUUUCAACAGACGAACAUUUCUACAGACAUGGUGUCCAAAAAUUGCCAGAAGGUUGAAUAAAUUUGUUUACUUUAAUCGGAGAAAUACACGCCUACUUCCUAUAUAACACAACUUUAAAUUCCAUAUGAUUCUUUUCCACCAAUGAAUAUAUCGGGAUUGAACUUACGCAUUCUCUGGAGGUUAAUGAAUAUACCCUAGUAGCCUUCUUACACAUAGAGGGUGCUUUCAAUAACAUCUAGCCUAGGACCAUACUGAGCGGGCUUAAAGAUUUGGACAUCUCUGAAUCUCUCAGAAUAUUGAUUGAACAGAUGGUCACGAGCAGGACAAUUAUUACAACGCUUCAAGCUUCAACGAUGCGCCGGUAUCACAAUGGGCCUCCCUAAAGCCUUAGGUGCGUCGUCAGAUAGCCACACUACCUACCCUAUCUUUUAGCGUAUAUAUAUUUAUGUAGGGCAAUAUGUAAUAGUAUGUUCGCACCGAAUUGAAAUCCUCUUGAAAACACAUUAAUAUUAAUAGUAGAUAUGCUAUAGAUAUGCUAUAGUUUUAUACCGGAUAUAUGUGAAAUUAGCCUACGAAUUACUCCAACUCCCAUAUACUGCAUGUAAUGAUCUUCGUUAUUCUAAUAAACCCUAUGCUGAAUAUGUCGAUCAGUGUACAUAUGAGUUAUAUAUCUAUAAAUAUGUUCUCGAGUAUAUCUGAGCAAUUCUAAAGGUUAAUGCAAGAAACUCAGACCUAUCUUUGCCCCAAUAUAUCCUGUAUAGUGAUCUCCGAUUUUUCAGCAGACUUUAAACCAUUUAGUUUGGUCAAAAUGUUUGAUAUUUUCAUGAAAUUAAGUGAACAAGUUUGUGCGGCUUGGAGUGAUUGGAGUUGGCCUAGACUUAUGUCAAAACCUCAUAUCCGAUCCUCUAGUAGAGGUUUACCACAUAAACAUAAUACAAGUAUAUUAAAUUUAGCCUUUCGCUUGAGUUUAUAUCACAUCAGUGGAAGAUGAUUUUAUUAUAAUUUUAGCUGAGGCGAAGUAAAAUAUAGCAAUAAAACUAAGUAUGUCUAUGGCUCAUAAUGUAACUUUAUAAAAUAUUAAAUUUGUUUGUAAUCCAUUCACGAUUUCGAAUAGUGACAGUUUAAUUCUUUCGCGACAUUGCAUCCUGAACAGCGUCCAGGGCUACGAAGUUUGUAGUUUUUGAGAUAUCGAUCUGAAAUUUUGCACACGUCCUCUCUCCUCAAGAAGUUCCGCAUUUGCCGAUAUCGGACCACUAUGGCAUAUAGCUGCAUUACAAACUGAACGAUCGGAAUCAUGUGCUUGUGUGGAAAACUAUUUGACUAGAUAUCUUCUCGAAAUUUAGCAAAUAUUAUUGUCCAGGGGAGCAUAUAGCUGCCAUACAAAUUAACCGUUCAAAAUCAAGUUCCUACAAGGAAUAUUUUGUAUUUGUGAAGGGCUUCGGUGCAAUCCAAGUUAACAUUUUUUUAAGGAUAUAUAUUUUAGAGGGUCUCCGACUCUUCGUUUUGGGUAUUACAAACCACGAACUUAAUAUACCCUGCUUAGGUUAUAAAUAUUAAAAACAGAUUAUAAAAAAAAUUUAAAAACAAUGUACUACUUUUAUAUUUUCAAUCAAGA